AGGCAAUCGUGGUCCUUGUCAUGAUUUCCCUCACCUUCAGAUUCGUCGCGGUGGCGGAUGAUGUUAACCUCACUUCGUCCCGAUACAAGACACUACCGUGUUAUCUUGCAAUAUUUAUCUUAGCAGAAGUCUUUGAGAUGCUGAUGGCGUUUGAUGCACUGAGGCUACGGAAUGUCAUCCAACUCUUCGGUAUCCUCUUCGAGCCGUUCCUCAUAGUCUCACCCAUUAUGAUCGCGUUGUCGUGGUUCGCGCUUAUGUGGUUCGUGAGGGAGUUGUACCAUGAAUUUGGCUGGGCCAUUUUUCAUGUCGUCGGUGCAAACCCUGCGAUGAAGACAAUGUAUCAAUACUACCAGAUAAUGGUUUGCCUCCUCAAGCUCGACUUCUUCGUCUUCGUAGGCGUCACGAUGCAGCUUCUCAUCCUCGUCCUCGACGACGAAACCGCGGAGUUUGGUCUCACUGUUGCAGCUAUCCCAGUCACGAUGAUUCUGCUCAUCAUGGCUGGUUAUGCUGUCCAACGUGAAAUCAAAUCGUUGAUGACCAUCUCACUCAUCUUGAUGUUGGCGGCUCAGACCUACUUUUUCAAGCUAUAUCGUUUCUAUUCCCCGGCAUCAGAGGCAACGUACCUCUCAACCCGCGCAACCUUGACAACGUUCACCAUUGUCGCAUCGCUGCUGCUGUUCGCAACAUUUGGCAUCGGGUGCAAGUGCUUCCACGACUUCGACAAGGGUUUGCAGAGCAGCAAAAUGCACGGUCAGUACUACAAGCCUGUUGCGACACAGCUGAAAGAAACUCUACUCGGCGAACGCUUCAUGGCCGACCCGAAGAGCUCGUAUACGUCAGGAGGCCCGAUGGACUCAAGACGGCUGUCGAUAGAGUGAUCGACUCGCCAUUCGGAUUGCGCGCGCACGCGUUGUGUUGGGCGAGGAGGGAUUGUACGAUCAUCUGCUGUUGUCGAUCUCGCUUGGACACUAGCUACUUGUCUGUUGUUGGGUCGUUGGACGGACUACUGUGGAUCUACGAGGCUUUCUUAUGUUGUGCGACGACGAACUCGCUAAUGACUACCCCCUAUUUUAUUAGAUCUAUGCCGAUGUACCAUAGUACCCACUCAAUCGGACUGCAUGUCAUUGCUAGGACGAAACACCUCCAGCUGCUCAAGGUCUACAACUGGUUUGACGGUCGCUAUUGCUGUGCGUCGUCACAGGCAGUCUGCGGCGAGUCUUGGCUGUUACUUGGAUGCGUUUCCGUAAGGAUUUAGGGACGUUUCUUUGGCUCUAACCGGCUUCAGGCG
Messenger RNA from Fomitopsis serialis, 1288 nucleotides. RefSeq lists its product as uncharacterized. The coding region runs from base 21 to 878 and encodes 285 amino acids. Gene Ontology annotation, cellular component: Golgi apparatus. The record is from RefSeq and is a predicted model, not a curated record. The transcript has 11 exons. NCBI's taxonomy places the organism in Eukaryota, Fungi, Basidiomycota, Agaricomycetes, Polyporales, Fomitopsidaceae.